Messenger RNA from Trametes versicolor FP-101664 SS1, 1185 nucleotides. RefSeq lists its product as uncharacterized. The record is from RefSeq and is a predicted model, not a curated record. The transcript is spliced from 2 exons. Lineage: Eukaryota; Fungi; Basidiomycota; Agaricomycetes; Polyporales; Polyporaceae. The coding region runs from base 1 to 1185 and encodes 394 amino acids.
AUGGGCAACGGCGCCCUUGUCGCCCUGCCAGCCAGCGCUCACUUCCAGCCCACUCUGCAGGCAGUAUCGCUCGGACUUGCCCUGCACGUCGAUCCCGACUGGCAUCUGCAAGAUCUCACUAGUCGUCUGUCCCUGGUGGCCCCUCGCCUAGAGCAACUGUCAUUUUGGAUCAAUAUGCCUUCCUUCAGCAUCGAACCGUACCCCCGAUCCCAGCGCUCCCACUCGACGACGCUGCGCGGCAUGGGGAUUUCUCGCCUGUCUUGCCUGACCAGCUUCACCGCGCCGCACAUGUCCGUCGCGCUCGAGGCGCUGCUCUGUCUAGGGUGGCUACCCCAUCUUCGCAAGCUGGACAUCCAACCGCCCAUGGCGCCGGAGCACUGGUUGUUUAAUCCCCGCGGACGGCGUCCUGGUUUUUUUACCGCCUUGGAGGAACUCCGCUUGACAGGUGCAAUCACUCCGACGUCGCUCCGCACGGUGUCGCUGGACUUGCGCUGGCCCGACGAUGGCACAGCCGAAGCGCUAUUCACGGAUCUCUGCGCUGCCCUCGGUAGUCUCCCCUGCCGCGACACCGUCAAGAACAUCAAGAUGACUGUAGAAAGCAACAGACACGGCGACAACAUAUACCGUUCCCCGAGCCUCGCGCCGCUGCUCGAGCUGCACGCCCUCGAGUCGCUCGUCGUCCAGGGCGGCCCGAAGGUCAUCGUGACCGACGCAAUUCUCGACUCGAUGUCGCGCGCAUGGCCACACGCCCGCAUCAUCCGGUUCGCGUGGCCGACGCCGCCCAAAACGUACCCUCUCUUAGCGCGCGACCGCCCACGCGCGACGCUCGCAGGCCUCGUCUCACUGGUGCUGCGCUGCCCACGUUUGGAGGAGCUGGAGGUGGCACUCAACAUGCGCGCGGUACCGGGCUUCGGGGGGUGCCCGCGCGUCCCUCUGAAGAACGCAGGCAUGUGCAAGGUAAAUACGCUCUGGAUGGCGGGGUGCGUUCCCGGGGAUCCGUGGGCGCUCGCCUCCUUCCUGUCCCUGGUGCUGCCGCAGCUCAGCGUUUUUGCUGGUGAUUGCACCCCGCAUGAGACCUGGAGACGGACCGAGGAGAUUUAUGGGCAACUUACGGCGCUGCGGCGGCAGGAGAGAGAUUGGGCGUUGGACCGCGGGAAGACUAUCCAGGACCUGGCGUGCCCGUAG